Messenger RNA from Fragaria vesca subsp. vesca, 1668 nucleotides. RefSeq names its product heparan-alpha-glucosaminide N-acetyltransferase-like. The transcript is spliced from 13 exons. The record is from RefSeq and is a predicted model, not a curated record. Bases 1 to 1260 code for a protein of 419 amino acids. NCBI's taxonomy places the organism in Eukaryota, Viridiplantae, Streptophyta, Magnoliopsida, Rosales, Rosaceae.
AUGGCCGAUUAUGUCCUCAUUCCAAACGGAGAAGAAGACCGUUCACCCCUCGCCGCCACUCCCAAGCCUCCACGUGUCGCCUCCCUCGAUGUCUUCCGCGGCCUCUGCGUCUUCCUGAUGAUGGUGGUUGAUUACGGCGGCUCGAUUGUUCCGGCGAUCGCACACUCGCCGUGGACCGGUCUCCAUUUGGCUGACUUUGUGAUGCCGUUUUUUCUCUUCAUUGCCGGAGUUUCUCUCGCUUUGGUCUACAAGAGAGUGAGUAACAGAGUGGAGGCUACAUGGAAGGCCGUGUUUCGUGCGGUUAAGCUCUUUCUGUUGGGCGUUCUUCUUCAAGGUGGUUAUUUUCAUGGAGUAGCUUCCUUGACUUUUGGAGUUGACAUUGAAAGAAUACGGUGGUUUGGAAUUUUGCAGAGGAUAGCCAUUGGAUAUAUGGUUGCAGCUUUAUGCGAAAUUUGGCUUUCACGUCGGACCUCGAGCGAAGUGGGGUUUUUCAGGAGCUAUUACUGGCACUGGUGUGCCAUCUUUCUGUUAUCAGCAAUAUACAGUGGGUUGCUGUAUGGUUUGUAUGUUCCAGAUUGGGAAUUCAAAGCAUCAACACCUACAUAUUUGACUCCCUCUAAUGAUAGUCAUGUUUACGUGGUGAAAUGUUCUAUGAGAGGAGAUCUUGGACCUGGUUGUAAUUCUGCUGGGAUGAUUGAUCGUUACAUAGUGGGUGUUGAUCAUUUAUAUUCAAAACCUGUAUACAGGAACCUGAAGGAGUGCAAUAUGUCUACUGGUGGUCGCAUUCCAGAGAGUUCUCCUUCAUGGUGUCAUACACCUUUUGAUCCUGAAGGUAUAUUAAGUACCCUAACGGCAGCAGUGACUUGCAUAAUUGGACUCCAGUACGGUCACAUUCUUGCACACAUACAGGACCACAAAGGGCGACUGAAUAUUUGGUCUCUGUUUUCAGUAUCAAUGUUUGUCCUCGGAUCAUUUCUCGCGUUCAUAGGUGUUCCUGUAAAUAAAUCUCUGUACACGAUCAGUUAUCUGCUAAUUACUUCAGCAUCUGCGGGAAUGACAUUUUGUGCUCUAUAUCUGCUGAUAGAUGUUUACGGUUAUCGGUGCAUAACAUUUGUGUUGGAGUGGAUGGGCAUACAUUCUUUGAGUAUUUUUAUAGUUGUAACUUCCAAUCUAGCUGUUAUUGCGAUUCAGGGAUUCUACUGGACUCAUCCUGAGAAUAAUAUUGUUCACUGGAUCAUAACACCUUUUGUGCACAAGUGAAUUAUUUCUUUGGUGUUCAAGGAUGGAUAAGAAUCAUUUGGACAACUGUCCAUAAUUCAGAAGCAUUCAUGGUUGCUUCAUGAUUCUCAUCACAUCAUCUCAUGCAUGAGAUCUGAAUUUUGGGGUCCAAUUUCUUCCUAUCAUCUAUUUCUACAUCCAAACAUAUUCUGCCAUCUCUUGCUCAAGUAACCGAGAUUAUUCUUCGAUGAUUCAGACUAGAAGCUCGUGCAUUCAUUUGACCAUGAAAGAAUCUGGUAUCUCAGUGCUCAAAUUUUAUCACCUGCAAUUGUGUCACACGAGUCCUAUUACCUUUGUGAACUUCAGUAGCUAAGGUAUUCCAGUUCACAGGGUUACAGUCGCAGGUUCAAAACCUCCCUUGACCCUUGUCAGUAAAUUGUUUAUUUUUAU